This is a messenger RNA of Paralichthys olivaceus (Japanese flounder), 4612 nucleotides long. RefSeq names its product F-box-like/WD repeat-containing protein TBL1XR1. Lineage: Eukaryota; Metazoa; Chordata; Actinopteri; Pleuronectiformes; Paralichthyidae. Gene Ontology annotation, molecular function: transcription corepressor activity; protein binding. The record is from RefSeq and is a predicted model, not a curated record. Gene Ontology annotation, biological process: regulation of transcription by RNA polymerase II. Gene Ontology annotation, cellular component: histone deacetylase complex.
CAUGAGGGUGUUGUCGAGUUUGAAGUGGCCCAGCUCCCUGUGCUGUGGUCGGUAAGGGGGACACGGUGAAGGCUGCCUCCUCCUCUUCCUCAGUCGUCACGGGUUAAUCAUUAUAUUGAGCCUCGGCGAGUGGCGCUUUGAAAUAACAGUAGUUACAGGCGUCUCAUUUCCGCAUGUCGGGUCACCCUCACUGUGUUGAAUACGUGAAGCCGUUGCUGGCUUCUCACCGCCUGGCGUUAGCUUUAAUAUCAUAACCCGGCUAUUAGCUUUCAAUAUAUGUGCGAAAACUAACUGAUCCGAACACAUAGCAUGGUCUGAUGUGAACACACGAGCUGCGGAAGAUAUCGCCAGGCGAACAGUUAUAUCCAAGUAGGGUCUGGGAGUUCUUGCAGAGGACAAGGGAGCUAUGAUGCGCCUUUGAAGACGUUGUGAUCACAUGGGGCUUAACAAGGUACGGCAUCCUCGGUCGUUUUAACGGGGGGUUAACCUAGAAACUUCAGAGAGAGCCACAUGUGAGGGAUCCCUCUCCCAGGACAGACAGAAGUGCAACAGUGUAACUGAGAACAUCAGCAAAAUAACAGCUCCUAUGCUGUGCUGACCCAAUGGUUUGAUCACCAGGACUAAAAAUGAGCAUAAGCAGCGAUGAGGUCAAUUUCCUGGUUUACAGAUACCUGCAAGAGUCAGGCUUCUCCCACUCGGCAUUCACCUUUGGCAUAGAGAGCCACAUCAGUCAGUCCAACAUCAAUGGAGCCCUGGUGCCCCCUGCUGCCCUCAUCUCCAUCAUCCAGAAGGGCCUGCAGUAUGUGGAGGCUGAAGUCAGCAUCAAUGAGGAUGGAACCUUAUUUGACGGGCGGCCCAUCGAGUCGCUGUCCCUGAUUGAUGCCGUGAUGCCAGAUGUUGUGCAGACCAGACAGCAGGCCUAUAGGGACAAGCUGGCCCAGCAGCAGCAGCAGGCGGCAGGCAGUUGCAGCAGCACAGGACCCCAGGGAAGCACGAAAAACGGAGAGGGUGCUGCCAAUGGGGAGGAAAACGGAUCCCACGCCUUAGCCAAUCACCACUCAGAGAUGAUGGAGGUUGAUCGAGAUGUGGAGAUCCCCCAGAGUAAAGCCAUGGUCCUGAGGGGCCACGAGUCUGAGGUUUUCAUCUGUGCCUGGAACCCAGUGAAUGACCUCCUCGCCUCUGGGUCUGGAGACUCAACAGCACGGAUCUGGAACCUGAGUGAGAACAGCACAGGUGGAUCCACCCAGCUGGUCCUGAGGCACUGCAUUCGGGAAGGGGGCCAGGAUGUACCCAGCAACAAAGACGUCACCUCACUAGACUGGAAUAGUGAGGGAACGUUGCUAGCAACAGGUUCAUAUGAUGGCUUUGCUAGAAUAUGGACAAAAGAUGGUAACCUGGCCAGUACUCUGGGUCAACACAAAGGUCCUAUAUUUGCACUCAAGUGGAAUAAGAAAGGAAACUUCAUCCUCAGUGCUGGUGUUGACAAGACCACAAUUAUUUGGGAUGCACACACAGGAGAGGCAAAGCAACAAUUUCCUUUCCACUCUGCACCUGCUCUGGACGUAGACUGGCAGAGCAACAACACGUUUGCCUCCUGCAGCACAGACAUGUGUAUCCAUGUGUGUAAGCUGGGUCAGGACAGACCUGUCAAGACCUUCCAGGGACACACGAAUGAGGUCAACGCCAUCAAGUGGGAUCCCACUGGCAGCUUGCUGGCCUCGUGCUCUGAUGACAUGACGCUCAAGAUCUGGAGUAUGAAACAGGAUUUGUGUGUACACGACCUCCAGGCUCACAAUAAAGAAAUCUACACAAUCAAGUGGAGCCCCACAGGCCCCGGGACCAACAACCCCAAUGCCAACCUCAUGUUGGCCAGCGCAUCAUUUGACUCAACAGUGCGUCUGUGGGACGUAGAGCGCGGCGUGUGUAUCCACACACUGACCCGCCACCAGGAGCCAGUCUACAGCGUCGCCUUCAGCCCUGAUGGCAGGCAUCUCGCCAGCGGCUCCUUCGACAAGUGUGUCCACAUCUGGAACACUCAGACGGGUGCUUUAGUUCACAGCUACCGGGGAACAGGAGGGAUCUUCGAGGUGUGCUGGAACGCCACUGGGGACAAAGUAGGAGCUAGCGCGUCAGAUGGAUCGGUUUGUGUAUUAGACCUGAGGAAAUGACACUCGUUUGGGGGGAACCGUGGACCGACUACGAAUGUGUAUAUAGCCAAAAUGACUGACUGUCCCUGCCUGUCCGGCACACUGCUGUAGUCCCAUCAGAUGCAAUGGCCUGCCAUUACAGCCCCACCCUCUCACAGACCUGCAGGAAGAAAAAUGUGAUCACUCAGUAUAAUCAUGUUGGACCCAUCGUACACAAACCAAAACACCAGGAUUCUUCUUGCUUUGCUCUUUUUAUCCUUUGUACCAGGUUUAUAAAGAUGCUUGUUUUUUGCUGGCCUGUGCAUAUUGCACAUGUCAGCGUCUGGUGUCCUGUGGACAUUGUUGAAUUUGGAUUUUACUGAUCUCUGUAGGUUUUAUAUGACGAGUGGGUUGGGAGAGAAGGGAGGGGUUGGGGUGUGGGAGUGGUUUGUCGUUUACAGUGAGUGUUCAAAGCUGUUCAUUGGGCGAUCCGCUCAUCUUGUUCUCGGCACUAUGUCAAGCUCAGAAGAUGAAAGCAUUGACAAUUUUGUCGACUGUUUUUACAAAGUGUGAAGCAGUCUGUCAAAGAGUGAACUGUCCUUUGUUUUUGCAACUUUAAUCCUCAAAAAUGGUUUUCAGGUGUUAAUUCAUCAGGUUAAUAUGAAUCUCUAAAGAAUACAAAACCUCUACGGCUGUAACUUCAUGUUGAUAUCAUGUUCUAACAGUGUGCUGGGUGAAUGUGUGGACAGCUUGAGGUUCACGUCAUUGAAACAGAGCUCGUCGGGCUUUGUUUGUCAUCAGUGAGGUAAUGUGACACAGUGAUCGCUUAUUUUUUGACAUCUGUGCUGUCUCUGGGAUGUGUAGGGAAAGAGAGGGCGGGAGAGAGAUGCAGGAAAACAAGUCCAUAACAGCUUGAAUUCAUCUGACGUAAAGUAAUAAUUAGUCAUAAUUGUGUGUUUCUUCAGUUAAUAGCUUGUUGCUAUCCAGUGCUGAAAGGUAAUCGGACUAAGUUGGUCUAGUUGUGUCCUAUUUCCUCUGCUUAGUCAUUAAAACAACGCAUCUUCAUCUGCAGUAUCACUUCCUCAUCGCACCUUCGUAAAAACACGACACCACAUUCGCUCACAUGACGACAGCGAUUUGACUUGUCGAGUUGAGUUCGUUGUCAACAUUGUCACACUUUCACUCUGUAACAUGUGAAGAUUUUCAGACCCAGUGUUGAGUACACACUACAGUCUUUGGUUUUCUGUUGUCAGGCAGUUGUUGCCCAGCAUUAACAGAUACACACACACACACACACACACACACACACACACACACACACACACACUCUGGAGACGGGCUGCGUUCAGGCCUAUGCACAGAUAGACAGUGCUUUUGUUUGUAGUGUUCAGAGUUGCCGUUUUGAGGCAGUUCUGCGCUUGUUGUUAAAAAGCAGACUCACAGCAUAUGACUUGAUGUAACAUGGUAUCUGCAUAUAAUAUAUAUAUAAAUAUAUAUAUCUGUGCUAUCACAGGGGAUUCUUUUGUAUGCCACUUGUGUGCUGAGGGUGGAUUUUAAAGUAACUUUUUGAAGACACUUGAAAUACAGUAUGUGAUGUUGCUGUGCAUCACCAGAGGUCGUGACCAUGACGUUUUGUUUUUUAUAAAAUACCAUUAAACAGUCAUAGUGAAACAAGAGAACUGACCCUUUUGAAGGGCGUUUUUUUCUUCCUCUGCACUUUAGGCUAAAAAUUGAGAACCAGGGAGAUGUGUUUAUUCAAGCCAUCACAGACACAUCUAAUGUUUGAAAUGCUCUUAAAGAUGAAUCAGCUGAAAGUGUUGCAGCGGGGAAACAAGGGUAAUAGUGUCCUGUCUGACUCCUCGGGGGGGUUAAGUGGAACCAAGCCAACUUCAUGGCAUUCCAGGUCUCGUCCCUUAGCCAUGACUAACAUCAAAAGGCUCAAAAUACACAAACAUACAUUGUCAGACAUUUUCUUUAGAAUGUUACUUGUUAAAAACUAAAAAUUGUACUGAAGCUAAAGAAUAUUUUGAAGUUUGCUUUAAUACAGUCAGCAGUGAUUGGACUGUAACACAAAGACUAUUUCAAAUGAUGUCUAUGACAGUGGAAUGGUAUUUUAUAAUGGUUAGUUUUUAGAUGAUACGUUUUUUACACUGCAUUCAAGUGUGUUUUGUUCUUACAGAAAGUACUAAUGUCAACUCUAUCUUUGCUAUGUCGGAGAGCCCUUGAAGGUUUUGUACUUCUCAAAACUUUUGUAAUUCUGAUUUAUUUGUAGCUAUGUACUCAAAAUGAACAAAAAAGAUAUAAUUUGGAUCUAAUUGUUGAUGUAUAACACAGAACAUGUAAAUACCAAUUUACAAAUUUUUUUGUGUCGUCUUUGCCCUCACUUAUGUUGUACUCUUCUCUCUCACUCACAUGGUUGCCGUGUGCAGCCUCCUGAUCUGACUGUUGUAAUAUCACUCAGAUCGCAAGGUCUAGAAUAAAAUCUA